Diorhabda carinulata is the source of this 1084-nucleotide messenger RNA. RefSeq lists its product as uncharacterized. The record is from RefSeq and is a predicted model, not a curated record. The transcript is spliced from 2 exons. NCBI's taxonomy places the organism in Eukaryota, Metazoa, Arthropoda, Insecta, Coleoptera, Chrysomelidae. Bases 198 to 740 code for a protein of 180 amino acids.
AUAAGAAUUGAUUUAUAUUCAUUGAUAAAUUUUGACAUAUCAAACUGAUCUAAAUUGAGAUUCAAGUCACUUCCUUCAAUUUCGUAAGUGAAAGUGAUCCGGAUUACUUACCGAACAUUCAGAUUAUAGUCGUAUUAACCAGAUUGUAGUUUCCGAAAUGCCAUUAUUAUUAUGAAUACAAGUCUAGACGUAAAGAAAUGGAACAAAGGGUUGUAAAGAAAGAAAUAGUUAUUAACAAUGAUUGUCUUUGGAAUGGAGUUGUAAAACAAGAAUUUAUUGAAGAUGUAGAUGUAAAAUGGAAUAUAACACAUCCAAGUAAACAAGUUUCUGAUAGAUUUCGAAUAAAUAAAAAAUUCAUGAUUCCAGUUAAAACAAAAAAUGACGUUUUUCAUAAACAAAAUAAAUUUAAAUGUUUGAAUGUUAUAUGGAAAAAGACAGAAUCGUUAAGAAAUGGGAAAUGUAUUGAAGAAAAUACUAUGGAAGGGAUUAUAAUAUGUGUUUAUUGUGGAAAUUUAUACACAAAGCGAGUCGAAUUUUUAUGUCAUUUUUCAAGGAAUCAUUGUAUAAAAAGAAAGACUGAAUUCAUUCAUAAAAGUGAUUCUGGAAAUGAUAUUGAUGUUUUGGAAAGUGAUUUAAAAGAUGAAAUUGAAGUUGUUAAACAUGAAUUAGCAAUAGAGCUACAAGAAGACGAUUUUAGGACAUGUAUAGAUGAAGAAUUGAUUUCAAAAUUCAAUAUGUAAAAAAAAUUCGUCAGUUGGUAAAUCAUUUCAUAGUUGGCAGUCAACGUGUUUAUGCAUUCGUUUUUCCAAAACUGGAAUAUGCCUCUCUUAUAUGGGAUCCAAGCUACCAACAAAAUAAUUAACAUUCACAGUUAAACUUAUUUUGGAUCAAGUUUUCGGAAAUUAUACAAGUUUGAAUUCCGGUUAUUUAAAACAGAAAGCGAUAGUUUUGAGAUAGUUAAGGGUAUCUUCUUUUUGCAUUCAUCAGAAGCCAUUUCUUAGCAAUAUAAUAGCCAUAAAAUAGUUUAAGUAUUUCUCAAAUUAUUCUCUUAGUUUCAAGAAUCUAACUGAUAUCUUGUUCCUCU